UACUGUCAUCUACCGCCAGGAACGCGUGCACUAAACGCACCUCGUCGCACUGUCGCUCGCUUGUCGUCAAAAAAUAACCGUCGUUUUCAUGCACCUAUACUGAAUCGGGAUUGUAGUUUUGUGUUCGUAAAACCUGGAUAAUUUGUGCUUUAUUUGUGAUUAUCCGGUUCAAACAAAAGGAUUACAGCUAGGUAAAGUAUUGUCCUGCAACCGUUGGUUAUUAUUCAGCCGAAAACAAAUGGAACGGGGGCGGUAAACAGCUUGUAAAAGUGAGCAACGACUUCGCGUUGUCGGGAGUCGCUAAGUGGAGCUACGAAAGGGGGCGAAAGUGCAUUCCGAUUGCCUUCGAAGGAAAGAUCGACGCCCAAGAUGACGAUGGAACUAUCGAUUAUAGCGCAGUUUGAUGAGCUGAGGCGCUGCUCGGACGUUUUACGGGAAGGCACCGCCGAAAUGGAAUUCCUGAAGUUUGUUCAGCUGCAGGACGAGUGUAGGAUUCAGUGGUUGAAAGCGGUUCAGGAAGCUCAACGGCUACAGCGGGAGUUGGACAACGCUUUGAGGGGAAUGUCCGAUUUGGAAUCGAAACUGUUUCAUGCGCGGAAAUUGCUGGAGGAGGAAAAUAAAGCCCGGCGACAUGCCGAACACGAAAGGGAAGCAAUGGAGAAGAAGAUGGUUGCGGUUUGCGACAUAGUUCGGAACGAGCGGGACAUCAAGGAUGAGACCAAGGAGCGACUGGCUUUCAUGAACGCUUAUUCCUACAAACGGAAGUCAACUCACAAUCGUAGCGACAAGUACGGGAACAACGAUAUCAACUCGACGGGUUCGUUCCUUUCGGAUUUGUCCCUGACCCAAUCGGAAGAUGACUUCCUCAACUCGAAAGUAUCCCGUCACUCGGGGCUUCGUCCUCAUCGGCCUUCGAACAACAACGCAUCGGGAGCAUUUUACGUUGGAAAUAAGCGAACCCGGCUCAGUCACGAUGCAUCGAAGAGAAAGAGCAUAAAUCAAGAAAGUAAGAAGGUGAUCGAGUUGGACACAAACGAGAAAAUCAUUGCCCAUACGAAAGUGUCCGUGCCUCAGGACGAUGGACCAAUUCUGGCUGAAUCGAUCAUUCAAGCCGUUCCCUCGCAUCAGUCAGGGUUCGAUUUGAUGUCCAAACCUUCGAUUGUACUGCCAAAGGCAACGCCUAAGAAAGAUAAUUCAAAGGAAAAUGUCGCGCCGAGCGAGUUCAAAACGCCUACGAAUGCGGAGAAAAAGUUCUCGAAAAUGAACUUAUUCACGCCCUCAGCACCGCCCAUGGAAGAACUUCAUUCUGGAUUCAACAGGAACACGUUAACUCCAUCUGUGAAGCGUAGUUUUAUGAGGCAACAUGCAUUUACCGGUAAAACACAUGCCUUCCUGAAAUCGGAAACCUGCGCCCAAUGUCAGCAAAGAAUUCGCUUCGGAUCCAGUGGACUUCGGUGUCGAGACUGCAAGGUCGUUGUUCAUGCAGAUUGCCGCGAUCAGCUAUCGAUCGCAUGUGUUCCCCAAAGUGGUGGAACUCCCGGAUCCAAGGGUAAAUUCACAGGUUACUUGUCGGACUACACCCCGAACAUUGGCCCGAUGAUCCCGGGACUGAUUGUACACUGUGUCAAUGAAAUCGAAACGCGCGGCCUUAUGGAAGAGGGUAUCUACAGGAUCCCAGGAUCGGAGCGGGAAGUUCGAGCACUGAAAGAGAAAUUCCUCAGCGGAAAAACCGUACCCAAUCUGGCCUCGGUGGACAUCAACGUACUGUGCGGAUGUGUGAAAGAUUUCUUGCGGUCACUGCGUGAGCCGUUGAUUCCGACGGCCAUGUGGAACACGUUUUCCAACGCGGUUCAGGCAAUCUCCGCCAAACAGGUGCAGAAAGAGUUGUACGACGCCAUCGAAAGCCUUCCGCAGCCGAAUCGCGACACGCUGGCCUAUUUGGUGCAGCACUUCCAGCGGAUCGCCGAAUGCAAAGUGGUCAAGAUGUCCCUGAACAACUUGGCCCGGGUAUUUGCCCCGACGAUCGUGGGGUACUCUAGCGAGAACGUAGAUAAGCACGCGAUGUUCGCCGAAACCGUAAUUCAGGUUAAUGUUCUGGAGGGUCUGUUCAACAUUCCCACCGACUAUUGGUCCCAGUUCGUGAACUUGGAAUCAGAGUCCGAUCGAGAUGAGGCACCACAGCAAAAACCGUAUGGUACCCUAAACGCCAAGAGUUAUAUGGGUACACCGCUGCUGAAGAGUGGACGGAAAGAGCGGAAAUUCUACGCCACACCCCCGUACCCGUCAUCGAAGAAGAAAUGAUCGUUAGCCGCGCUGAGGUACUCCAAAUGCGGUACUUACGUGGUCAACAACGCGAGUAAGUGAUAACGUCCUGUCUAAAAUUGUCCAAACACCGUCUCUCUACCUACCGAUCAGUAAUUUAACGUUAACGCUACCUGGUACUCUAAUUUCAACAAAACGAGGCACGGACCCACAAAAGGGGCACGGUAUGCACCUUGUGCUUCGUCUUAUUUUAUUCAGUUCAAUACGUGCAUUUAAUUAUGAUUUACUUUUACUGAGAAAACAAUCCGGAGCCGGAACAUUGUUGCUUUUUAUUGAUGGUAUAAUAUUUUUAGCAAUAAAUAUACGUGUAAAUAUCAUGACAUUA
This is a messenger RNA of Aedes aegypti (yellow fever mosquito), 2647 nucleotides long. It is a transcript of the gene tum, whose product is annotated as rac GTPase-activating protein 1. Lineage: Eukaryota; Metazoa; Arthropoda; Insecta; Diptera; Culicidae. The transcript is spliced from 7 exons. Gene Ontology annotation, biological process: signal transduction. The coding region runs from base 370 to 2301 and encodes 643 amino acids. The record is from RefSeq and is a predicted model, not a curated record.